AAUUUGCGUUACUUCAGCAAGUAAACAGAAGCUCAAAGCCCAAAAACCCUUGUAAGUUGUAACAGUGACCAUCGGUCUUCCCUCGUUGUCACUCCGGGGCUCAAAAACAAAACAAAGGGUCAAUAGGCUGUUGCCUGUAGCUGCUGGCAAUGGCAUCAAAUGUGAGAGCAAAUAUGGGUAUCCUUUCCAAAGCCCUAACGAGACUCCGCCCCACUGGGGCCUUGUAUUCCCUUCCCAACCAAUCCCUCCCCCCGCCAAAGCAUUGGGUACCAUCUUCUUCCUUCUCCACCGCUGCUGCUGUUGCUUCAUCCCAAUCUCUUCAUGAUAAAGAGAAAGGAUCAAAAUGGUCAAGAUGGUUUCUUUUCCUUCCUGGAGCUAUCACUUUCGGCCUUGGAACUUGGCAGAUUUUCAGAAGGCAAGACAAGAUAGAGAUGCUGGAUUACAGACAGAAGAGGUUGCAAAUGGAACCUUUGAAACUAAAUGACAUGCCUCCUUCAAGUGAAAUAUUGGACACUUUAGAGUUUAGGCGAGUCGUAUGCAAAGGAGUUUUUGAUUAUGAAAGAUCAAUCUACAUUGGGCCUCGCUCUAGAAGCAUUUCUGGAGUGACUGAAAAUGGCUACUAUGUCAUUACACCCCUAAUGCCCAUCCCUGACGAUGCUGAUAGUGUGCAGUCUCCAGUUCUUGUAAAUAGAGGAUGGGUCCCACGCAGCUGGAGAGACAAAUCUUUUGAAGUUUCACAAGACAGAGAGAAAUCUUCAAGUACAGAUGUUGUUCCUGUCCAACAGAAUGAACGAAGCUGGUGGGGAAUGUUUCAAUCUAAGAAGCAAAAAGCUGUUGAGGCUCAAGCCCCUGCUAUUACUUAUGUGGAAGUUAUUGGAGUUGUCCGGGGGAGUGAGAAACCAAGUGUAUUUGUUCCACCAAAUGAUCCAAAUUCGGGACAGUGGUUUUAUGUUGAUGUUCCUGCAAUUGCUGUUGCUUGUGGGCUUCCAAAGGAUACUCUUUUAAUUGAGGACAUCAAUGAAAAUGUUAAUCCAAGCAACCCUUACCCUGUUCCAAAGGAUAUCAAUGCCUUGAUUCGCAGUUCAGUAAUGCCUCAAGAUCAUCUAAAUUAUACAUUGACAUGGUACUCUUUGUCUGCUGCUGUUACAUUUAUGGCUUUCAAGAGGCUCAAGCCAAAAAACAGUAGGAGAUAGCAAGCAUUACUCUAAAAGGUUUGCAGUGAAGACCUUGGACAAGCAAACAAGCAUGGAAUCUUUGAGAGACACUGCUGAUUUCUAACCAGAACACAUAAUACGGGCGGAGUUGCGGAAGAUAUAGCUGAAAAGGCUAUUCCAAUUGCACCACCAGGCUUUUGAUCUAUGGAAAGAAACAGAUGAGUGUUUUGGCUUUAAAUUUAAAAGAAGGGGGGAAAACCCUUGUUGUGCACUUUAAGUUUGAUAUUUUUCAAGUCUAGCAAACAAAGAAAAAUGAAAGGGAAAAAAUAAGAGGAAGAGGGAUGAUUGAUUUGUGAGGGGAUGGAACUUACGGGUUUUCAUCUACUGUGUUUAGUUAGGAUUCUCUACCAUUGAGAAUGUGUUGUUUAUAACAUAAAUGGGGAACUUAGUGGAUCCCGUACGUAUAUUCAUUAAGCUGUAGAUUA
Gossypium arboreum is the source of this 1639-nucleotide messenger RNA. Its product is annotated as surfeit locus protein 1. NCBI's taxonomy places the organism in Eukaryota, Viridiplantae, Streptophyta, Magnoliopsida, Malvales, Malvaceae. Gene Ontology annotation, cellular component: membrane. The record is from RefSeq and is a predicted model, not a curated record. Bases 150 to 1193 code for a protein of 347 amino acids. The transcript is spliced from 7 exons.